AUGUCCCAAGACCAGGCGCCGCAGGAUAUUUCUAGCCGUGAGUAUGACUUGGUGAUUGCCAAGAAGCGAAGAUUUCGAGCAGCAAAGGCCUGUUAUCCGUGUCGGCGACGAAAGGUCAAAUGCAACUUCGGUCAGCCUUGUGACAGCUGCACCAUCCGUGGACACCCGGAUCUUUGCAAUUAUACUCUAGCUCCGGAUGUGAUUCACUCGCUUAAAGCUAAUAAUGUCUCUAAUCCGGGCUCAUCUGCUGCGAGUGAAGGCGAACCUGUAGCCACUGGUACUGCAAAUGACAUGUCCCAAGGAUUAUAUGUGAAUCCGAUUGCCCCGUACAAUGCCAAGGUUCAUCUAGGCCCAGAGUCUCUUCCCAGUCUUCUCACGAUGUACCAGAGUCUCAGCUCUCAUCAACAGCUUCAGGGCCGGAGCAGCCCAUCGAUAGCUGCGUUUGGGCCCUCAACAAAUCCGCAAACCAUAUUCGAGCUUCUUUGUCUUCAGGAUUCGGGUGCUCUAAUACCGUUUGCAAACCUGUGGAAACCGGAAGACGGUCCUGAAAUUAUAUACAAAGCUUUACCUGAAGACGAACAUAUAAAGAGUUAUGUUCAGUACUUCCAGACAUCGCUAUUUCGUAUUUUGCCUUUUACUAUCAAUUUCGUUCAAUUUGAAGCUGCACUGUCUCGUUUUCUGAAUGCAAAGAGAAAUAAUCCUAUUACAGCUUUGCAAAACCCACCACCUGACUGCAGGUUAACUUGGUUCGGACUGUUAUUCAGUAUUCUCUCGUGUAGCGCGCAGCUUCGUUCCGACCAAGAAUCUGAGCUGCUCAAAGCUGGCGUUUUUGCAUGCUGCUCAUUCCAGUGCUUGCGACUGAAUAACUUCAUCUCUUUUCCUGAUAUCCAUACUAUCCAGGCCCUCAUACUGCUUGUCAACUUCUUGCAGAAUCAGGCGAAUGCUGGAGCGUCUUGGUCAAUUUUAGGUCUGACGAUACGACUUGCGCAAACACUCGGCCUUCACUGCUCUCCAGACCCCGACAAUGUUGCCAUUGAUCAAAAAGGUGAGGCGACCGUAAAAUACUAUAUCUGGCGAUCAUUAAUAUGGCAAGACACGCUGGUCUCUCUUUGGUACGGGCGGCCGUCCUGUAUUACGGUUCUGGAAGAUAUCUCAAUCGAAUCACCGCCACAAAAAUCAUCUCGGCAGUAUCCUUUCACCCACAGCUGCAAUCACCUAUUCAUAACGGCCAAUAAAAUUAGCCAAGCUACCAGCAAGGCUAGAUUCUCAAAACGACAGCUCUCCCUUCUUGAGAUACGUGAUUUCAAGAAGGUAGUUGACCAAAUUGUCGCGCGAUCAGCCCCUCACCUUCAGCAUGCCGCAGUAUGCAGAACCCGUGACGAUUCUAUCCAACAUCACUUCUUCCGCGAAUUCGUGGACUCGGUAGUGCUCUGUCUCUACCGCCCAGUGAUGCUCUCGUAUGGGAAUGCAUACAGCAAAGAGCUCACAGACACCCAUCUGGAGCGCUGUCGCUCUGUUCUUCGCACGUAUCUGGAACUGCUCAGGCUCGAUUGUCCAAUUCGGAGAUCGUGGGUUUUUGUUCAUAUCACGCUUAGCUGUGCUUUGACGCUCGCGUUGGCCGCAAACACUCGAGAAGAUGUCUCCGAUAAGACCUUUCUACACGAGUUUCUGGUGACUUUUUCUCAAGCAAACAUCUUUGCAAAUGUGCCUUCAUAUCAAAAUGCACUAAGGCUACUUCGACAGUCUUUAAGUGCAAGCGAACUUAUUUAA
Molecule: messenger RNA, 1770 nt
Organism: Trichoderma asperellum CBS 433.97
Lineage: Eukaryota; Fungi; Ascomycota; Sordariomycetes; Hypocreales; Hypocreaceae
Biological process (GO): regulation of DNA-templated transcription; DNA-templated transcription
Molecular function (GO): zinc ion binding; DNA binding; DNA-binding transcription factor activity, RNA polymerase II-specific
Source: RefSeq, a predicted model, not a curated record